UAUUUGGCCCAGAAAGGUCUUGCCUAUAUUUGUUGUCCGAUAGGUUUAGCUAGGCCUGCGAAGAUUAACCGAAGCAAUUUUUGAUUUCGGUUCAGGUUCGUAAAUUGGUUUAAUUAUAUCUAAAUCUAAACUAUACUAAAAGGAGAAUAUACUCCCCUUUAAAGCUAUCCACGUCAUCUAAUUAAAUCAUCCAAUAACAAUCAUUUUUUCUGCCACGUCUGCUAUGUUUCGGCUCAUCCCUUGGCCCAAAUUAAACUUCACAUCGAAAAGAGCCGUCUCUUCUCUUCAUCUCUUUUUUUUUGCUCAAACAUCUUUCCGUCUCUAUCUCUUCCUCCAUGUCUCUCUCUCUCGAUGAUGAAUCAACAAGGCCAUCCCGAGCCUGAUUCCGAACCUCCUCCGACGAUACCUUCGAGUCGGUGGGUGUUGAGAUGAGGAAUGGUGAAGAAACUAAAUGUGUUUUUCCCUCGACGAGUCUCCUUUGCAGUUUGGUGGGUUGAUUGAAAAGUUAAGGUCUUUUGAUCCUGUUUCGUGUUCUAAUUAUCUGUAGUUAAGGUUCUUUACUGAGAAAAUGUUUUGGGUGAUGCAGAUCUUUGAUAGUUUUCAGAGAAGUAUCAACUUUUAUUGAAUUGUCGCUCAUCUUCUUUUUAAUUAUCAAUAGGGUGACACAAAGGGAUCAGCAAAAGGUGGGGAUGCAAAUUCAAAGAAAGAUGGUCAAUCAAGCCAAAAUGGCCAGGUACAGACACCUGGUCUUUCAUAUACUCGAGUUCCUUCAAAAGCAUCAGCUUUACCCUGAUGAGCAGAUCCUCAAGUUCAAGAUCGAGCUUCUGAACAAGACCAACAAAAGUCUCCACCACACAGAAGACGCUCCCCAAGAUAUAAUAAUAUAUGGAGGAAGGGCUGCACCGCUCGUGACGUUCCUUUUGAACCCUAAUGUUGUCCAGGAGCUAAGAGGUGAUAAGCAAUACAAUCUCCAGAUGCUGAAAGAACGUUACCAGAUUGGUCCAGACCAGAUUGAAUGUGGGAAUUACUCAGCAUAAACUUGUGCCUGAAGAAACUGUGACGGUUAUUUACUCCCGCUGUGGUGAAAAAUUUUCAGUUUACAAGGUUUGUAUGCAAAGAUCAAUUUUUAACAUGUCCCACAUUUUUUUAGCUCAUCUAGAACUUUGCCACUUUCGUCAUUUUCAGGGUUCUGGUAACGAUUCUAUUACCCAGCAGUUUGAUGCUUGUGCUAGCUGGUGGACACAGGGGCCAGAUCCUGCUUUCCAGGUCAUCUGUGCCUAUUGUUUUGUAUCUUAAUGCUUAUCUUUUCUUGUGGUGAAUCUUCUGAAGUUUAUUUUGAAAUUUUCUUUAGGAGGUUGCAGGCUGAGCUAGCUAGAGAAAUGGCUUACACUGCUGCUAGGUUCGGGCAUGUUAUGUUCCCUGAGAAUGUAUAUGAACCUGCCUUGAAAUGUGCUGAGCUCUUGAUAGAUGGAGUGGGAAAAGGUUUCUUCUCUCACAUUGUUUCUAUUAUUUUUUUCAAGCAUUGAUGGGAGGGCUAAUUAGUUUUAUACAUGCAGGCUGGGCUUCUCUAGUGUACUUCUCAGAUAAUGGAUCCACAGCUAUCGAAAUUGCCCUGAAGAUGGCGUUUCGUAAGUUUUGUGUUGAUCAUGAGACCCUAUUGGAAUUUUCUGAGGGUAGAGAUGAGAAAAAACAUAUUGUGGUUAAGGUCCUAGCUCUUAGGGGGUCUUACCAUGGGGAUACUUUAGGAGCAAUGGAAGCACAAGCACCAUUACCUUACACAGGCUUCCUCCAGCAGCCCUGGUAUACUGGAAAAGGUCUGUUUCUGGAUCCUCCUACUGAUAUCCUCUUCAAUGGAGCUUGGAAUCUCUCUCUCCUUGAAUUUUUUGCUGAAAUAGUCCCAGAAGAAUAUGGAACCUUCAGCACUCGUGAUGAGAUUUUUGACAAGAGUAGAGACACAUCAACUCUUGCAACAACCUAUUUGGCCUAUGUAUCAAAACAGCUACAAGAGUAUUCUGGAAAUACACAAUCCGCCCAUGUUGGAGCACUGAUAAUAAUUCAAACUACUAUUUUAUUAAGGUGGCUGAUUGUAUCUGCAGUGAUCCAUGGUGCUGGGGGAAUGCACAUGGUUGAUCCUCUCUUCCAACGAGUUCUGGUCAACGAGUGCAGGAACAGAAAAAUUCCAGUAAUUUUCGAUGAAGUGUUCACAGGUUUCUGGCGUCUUGGAGUAGAGACUCCUGCCGAACUUCUCGGUUGCAAACCGGACAUAGCUUGCUACGCCAAACUGAUGACUGGUGGAAUGAUUCCUUUGGCUGUAACUCUUGCUACAGAUGCUUUGUUUGAUUCAUUUUCUGGAGAUCCAAAGCUUCAAGCACUGCUUCAUGGUCACUCAUACUCAGCUCAUGCUAUGGGAUGCGCAACAGCCGCCAAAGCCAUCGAAUGGUUCAAAGAUCCAGAGACUAACCAUAACAUCAUCCCACAAGGAGGAAUCUUAAGAGAGCUGUGGGAUGAAGAACUGGUGCAGCAAAUUUCAUGUCACAGUGCGGUUCAAAGGGUGGUUGUAAUAGGAACCCUUUUCGCUCUAGAACUUAAAGUAGAUGCUUCCAACUCCACGUAUGCUUCGUUGUACGUAAAGUCUCUUUUACAGUUGCUCAGGGAAGAUGGAAUCUUCAUGCGGCCUCUAGGAAACGUCGUGUACCUCAUGUGUGGCCCUUGCACGUCUCCUGAAAUUUGCCGGGAAUUGCUGUCUAAGCUCUACAUAAGGUUUGGAGAAUUUAAUAGGGUAUAGUACUCCACAUUGUUUUUAAUAUUGUAUUUAAUUAGAAAACAGUUUAUCCAUAAUUGUGUUCCAAUAUACAGAAGUCCAAAGCCAUAUAAGACUUAUUUACUAUAAUGUUAUCAAAAUUAUAUUAGAACAAAUUUACAAAAACAACAUAUAUACAUUCUAAGAA
Brassica napus (rape) is the source of this 2948-nucleotide messenger RNA. Its product is annotated as bifunctional dethiobiotin synthetase/7,8-diamino-pelargonic acid aminotransferase, mitochondrial-like. Gene Ontology annotation, cellular component: mitochondrion. Gene Ontology annotation, biological process: biotin biosynthetic process. The transcript has 11 exons. Gene Ontology annotation, molecular function: S-adenosyl-L-methionine:8-amino-7-oxononanoate transaminase activity; pyridoxal phosphate binding; dethiobiotin synthase activity. The record is from RefSeq and is a predicted model, not a curated record. The coding region runs from base 1526 to 2785 and encodes 419 amino acids. Lineage: Eukaryota; Viridiplantae; Streptophyta; Magnoliopsida; Brassicales; Brassicaceae.